Messenger RNA from Cercopithifilaria johnstoni, 1377 nucleotides. NCBI's taxonomy places the organism in Eukaryota, Metazoa, Nematoda, Chromadorea, Rhabditida, Onchocercidae. The record is from the annotation of a GenBank genome assembly.
AUGGCCGCGCAUGCAUUACUAAAUAAUACUAUCCGUCGUCAGUUUUCCUCAUUAAUGAACGAAACGCGUUCCUUGAUUGCUGUUUGCCAGUUGACAUCGACUAAUGAUUUAGAAGCUAAUUUCGAAGUUGCAAAAUGGAUGAUGAAGCGUGCUAAAGAGCGCAAUGCGAAGAUGAUUUUCUUCCCGGAGUGUUUUGAUUACGUUGGAGAAAGCCGUGACGAGAAUGAAACGCUGGCUUUGUCUGAGAGCAGCGAGUAUAUUGGUCGGUAUCGAAAGUGUGCCAAAGAAUAUGGACUUUGGCUUAGUUUGGGCGGAUUUCAUCAAAAGGAUCCCGCUGGAUUACGGAAACCUUUCAAUACUCAUCUUAUAAUAGAUGAUAAAGGAGAAACUCGUGGUAUCUACAGAAAACUUCAUCUAUUCGAUCUAGAUAUCCCUGGAAAAGUGCGAUUAGUAGAAAGCGAAUUUUCAAGUCGUGGGGAUGAAAUUUUGAAGCCAAUUUGUACACCUGUGGGGAAUGUCGCCAUGUCCAUUUGUUACGACUUACGGUUUGCUGAAUUGGCAUUAUGGUAUCGCAUGAAUGGAGCCCAUAUUUUGACAUACCCGGCAGCUUUCACUGUUAGCACUGGUCUCGCACACUGGGAAACCUUACUAAGGGCCAGAGCAGUCGAAACACAAUGUUACGUCGUCGCUGCUGCUCAGACUGGUAAACAUAACGAUAAAAGGUCGUCAUAUGGUCACUCAAUGGUUGUUGACCCUUGGGGAGCAGUUAUUGCUCAGUGUUCAGAAACUAUAGAUAUAUGCUUUGCUGAAAUAACAUUAAAUUAUCUCGAUGAAAUACGAAAGCUGCAACCUGUUUUUGAUCAUCGGCGUUCUGACUUAUAUUCAUUGAUAGCGGUGCAGAGGAACAAAAUCGGAAAUGAAAUGUACACAUUCGGCAAUCACAGUAUUCCGCCCGAGCACGUUUUUUAUCGCAGUAGUUACACAUUCUGCUUCGUGAAUCGAAGUCCUGUACUCCCUGGACAUGUGCUAUUAUCUCCUAUCAGAAAUGUGAAGCGACUUACUAAAUUAAGUCAUGCCGAAACUUCCGAUUUAUUCAUAACUGCAAAGAGAAUACAGGCAAUGCUGGAAGACUACUAUAAAGCAACAGCUUCGACUGUUUGCGUUCAAGAUGGCCCUGAAGCAGGACAGACUGUUUCACAUGUACACGUACACAUACUUCCGCGGAAGAAGGAUGAUUUUGGUGACGACCCAGGUAAUAUUUGUCGUGAAUUAGCUCAGCAUGACAAAGCCGAAGAAAAGAAAUUCCGGAAUAAGGAAGAAAUGCAGAAUGAAGCCAAUGUAUACCGAUGUUUGUUGGUUACUGGAGAAGCCGAGUGA